This is a messenger RNA of Myotis davidii, 1097 nucleotides long. Its product is annotated as leukocyte immunoglobulin-like receptor subfamily B member 5. The annotation marks the transcript as partial. The transcript has 6 exons. NCBI's taxonomy places the organism in Eukaryota, Metazoa, Chordata, Mammalia, Chiroptera, Vespertilionidae. The record is from RefSeq and is a predicted model, not a curated record. Gene Ontology annotation, biological process: cytokine-mediated signaling pathway. Gene Ontology annotation, molecular function: inhibitory MHC class I receptor activity.
GGGCCAUCCCCAAACCCACCAUCAGGGCUGAGCCAGGCCCUAUGAUCCCCUUGGGGAGUUCCGUGACCAUCUGGUGUCAGGGGACCCCAAAGGUUGAGGUGUACCGUCUGUAUAAAGAGGGAAACGCAGCAUCGUGGUACCAACAGAAGACACUGGAUCCCGGGGACAGAGCCAAGUUCUCCAUCACACACAUGACAAAGCCUGACGCAGGGAGAUAUCGCUGUUCCUUUCGCAGUCCCAGUGGCUGGUCAGGGCGCAGUGACCCCCUGGAGCUGGUGGUGACAGGAUCCUCUAGGAAACCAAACCUCUCAGCCCUGCCCAGCCCUGUCGUGACCACAGGAGGGAAAGUGACCCUCCAGUGUGGCUCGUGGGAAGGAUUUGACAGGUUCAUUCUGACUAAGGAAGGGGAUCACAAGCUCUCCUGGACCCUGGACUCACAGCCACAGCCCAGUGGGUGGUCCCAGGCCCUGUUCCCUGUGGGCCCUGUGACCCGCACACAGAGGUGGAGGUUCAGAUGCUAUGGCUGCUACAGGAACAGAUUGAACCUGUGUUCACUCCCCAGUGAUGCUCUGGAGCUCCUGGUUCCAGGUUUGUCUGAGAAGCCCUCCCUUCUGAGCCCUCAGGGCCCCAUCGUGGUCUCUGGACAGAGCCUGACCCUCCAGUGUCGCUCUGAUGUCGGCUAUGACAGAUUCGCUCUGCACAAGGAGGAGGGAUGCUACGGUGGAUACAACCUCUCCUCUGAGUGGUCGGCCCCCAGUGACCCCCUGGACAUCUUGGUGGCAGGUCCCCUGAACAUCCUGAUCGGGGUCUCGGUGGCCUUGGUCUUGCUGCUCUCCAUCCUCCUGUUCCUCCUCCUCAGAAACCGAUGUCAGAACAAAGACAGGACAUCACACCUCCAGGUUUUCCCCAACCCCAACCACGUUUCAUCCCCCUUUCUCCCCCUGCUCCAGGCUGCUGUACGUGAUACCCCCCAGUAUGUGACCUACGCCCAGUUGAACCUCCUGACCCUCAAUCAGAAGACAACUGCACCCCAUUUCUCCCCAUCUGAUGAGCCCCCAGAUGAGCACAUUGUGUAUGCUUCUCUGUCUGUCCACUAG